This is a messenger RNA of Echinococcus granulosus, 864 nucleotides long. Its product is annotated as Heterogeneous nuclear ribonucleoprotein 87F. Gene Ontology annotation, molecular function: RNA binding. NCBI's taxonomy places the organism in Eukaryota, Metazoa, Platyhelminthes, Cestoda, Cyclophyllidea, Taeniidae. The transcript is spliced from 3 exons. The record is from RefSeq and is a predicted model, not a curated record. Bases 1 to 864 code for a protein of 287 amino acids.
AUGAAGCCGCAGGGGGAUGCGAAGGAGGAUCAGGGCAAGAAGUUAUUUGUUGGUGGUAUUAAUCACAAGACUGAGGAAAAGUCUUUAAGGGAAUACUUCUCCAAAUAUGGUGAAAUCGUCGACGUUGUUGUAAUGAAGGACUCGCACACUGGGAAACCUAGGGGUUUCGGUUUCAUUACUUUCAAGGAUGCGUCCGCCGUUGAUGCUGCCCAGAACGCACGUCCACACACCCUCGAUGGGAAGGAAAUUGACACUAAACGGGCGAUGCCACGUGAGGAAAGUAGCCCGGAAGUACAUGCUGCGGUGAAGAAGAUUUUUGUUGGGGCUCUUAAGAAGGAUAUUACCAGCGAAGAUUUAAAUGAGUAUUUCUCUACCUUUGGCACGAUUGUCGAGGCUUCCGUUGUUGUGGCAAAAGAUACUAAUGAGUCUCGUGGCUUUGGUUUUGUUACAUUUGACGAUACUGAUGCAGUCGAUAAGGUUAUUCUUGGCCGUCCGCAUACCAUUAAAGAUCAUAAAAUCGAUGUACGCAAAGCCCUCAGUAAGGAGGAGAUGGGCAGGCUUAGAUCGCGCCCGCCACGUCAAGGACCAAACUUUUGGAAUCAGGGCCCUCCUGAUUACCGUCAACAGGGUUGGAAUCAUGUCUAUAACCAGGGUGGGUAUGGCUCUAGUUAUGGUUACGGUAAUGAUCAAUAUGGCAAUGGCUAUGGAUAUGAUAACUACCAACAAUCUUGGGACUACCAGUCUGCUGAUUCAUUUGGAUCUUAUAGCCAGCAGCCCUAUGGCGGCGGUCCCAUGCGCGGAGGUCCUCAGUAUUCUAGACCAGCACCAUACGGAGGUCCAAAUUCUUGGGGACAGCAGCGUUAA